AAUCGAGAAUUACAGAAAGUGAAAUAGUAAUUGCAGAAAACUCCAGAUUAACAAUAAAAGUUUAUGAAUUAGAACAAAGAAUACACGCUUUAAAUCUCGAUAAAGACGAAAUAAUUUGUGAUAAUACACAUUUAAGAAAUAGAGUUAAAGAACUUGUAACUGAAAAGGAUCUACUUGAAACAGAUAAUAAUCAGAUUUGUGCAGCAAAUGAGAAUCUAACGCAAUUGAAUACCGCAUUAAGAAUUGUUUUGAGAGACUGUGAAGACAAAAAAGAUUAUUAUAAAGCUGCAAAUAUCAAAGAAUUUGAAGAUUUUAUUUCAAAUUAUAUUUUUAGUUUAUUUAAUAAUAUUGGAACAUUGUUUCGAUUCAAUAAUUAA
Messenger RNA from Racocetra persica, 377 nucleotides. The record is from the annotation of a GenBank genome assembly. Lineage: Eukaryota; Fungi; Glomeromycota; Glomeromycetes; Diversisporales; Gigasporaceae.